CCAAGCAUGCAUCCUUUGACUGACUUUCUUAGUGGAAUACACUUUUAAAACCAGUGACACCCCAUUUUAUUCUACAUUUAACAAAGUACCAAAAAUCUUCACCUUCAAUUCAUAAGCAGGCCUCCAAAAUACCCUUUUAACAGAAGCCAAAGAUUCUCAAAAAAUGGUGGGUCUCGAAGCCAUGGUUACGUACCCAGGCUUUGGUUUUCUGCUAAACCCCGUCUUUUUACGUGCCUUUUCUGCUUCAUUGCAUCUAGUUUUGUUGCUUCUCCUAUUUGUUUCAUGGGUGCGCAAGAGAAUCAAGAUGGAUGCUCUUGAAAAUUGUAAGAGGACUAGGUUUUUGUACUAUAAGCAAACGUUUGCUUGCUGUCAGGGUCUGUCACUGUUGAAUUUCUUCUUGUGUUUUUUGAACUACUUUUAUUGGUAUGGAAAUGGCUGGUCUGAUGAAAAGCUGGUUACCCUUUUGGAUUUAGUGCUCAGAACACUUGCCUGGGGAGCAGUUUGUGUAUAUUUGCACACUCAAUUCCACGGUUCUGUUGAACCAAAGUUCUCAUUUUUGUUAAGAGUUUGGUGGGGAUUUUACUUCUCCAUCUCUUGUUAUUGCCUUGUUAUAGACAUUGUUAUGAAACACCAGUCCCUACAAGUUCAAUUUUUGGUGCCCGACAUUGUCUACAUCAUAACUGGUCUGUUCUUGUGCUAUUCCGGGUUUUUGGGAAAGAAUCAAGGUGAGGAAUCAAUUCUUAGGGAACCCCUUUUGAAUGGUAGUACCAGCAUAAGUAGAGUAGAGUCUGAUAAAUCCAAGGGGGAAGCAGCUGUGACCCCAUUUUCAAAAGCUGGAUUUUUUAGCCUACUUACUUUCUCUUGGAUGGGUCCCUUGAUUGCUGAGGGUAACAAGAAAACAUUAGACCUUGAGGAUGUUCCUCAGCUCGAUACCAGCAACAGUAUUGUAGGGGUCUUUCCAGAAUUUAGAAAUAAGCUCCAGUGUGAUAGUGGUGGAAGUAGUGGAGUGACCACGUUUAAGCUGGUGAAAGCAUUGAUCUUCGCAUCCUGGGCAGAAAUCCUAUUGACGGCUUUAUUCGUACUUCUAAACACAUUGGCUUCCUAUGUUGGGCCCUAUCUCAUUGACACCUUUGUUCAAUAUCUCAAUGGGCGGAGGGAAAUAAAAUAUGAAGGCUAUCUUUUGAUUAUGGCAUUUUUUGUUGCGAAGCUUGUUGAGUGCAUUUCAGUGAGGCACUGGUUCUUUAGAUUGCAGCAGGUUGGAAUUAGGAUCAGAGCAGUACUGAUCACAAUGAUCUACAACAAGGGUUUGACUCUUUCCUGCCAGUCAAAGCAGGGUCAUUCUACUGGGGAGAUCAUUAAUAUCAUGUCUGUUGAUGCGCAGAGAAUUGGGGAUUUCAGUCGGUAUAUGCAUGAUCCAUGGAUGGUGAUUGUGCAAGUUACUUUAGCCUUGCUAAUCUUGUAUAAAAACCUGGGCCUAGCUUCCGUUGCAGCUUUCUUUGCAACUGUAAUUAUUAUGUUGACAAAUGUUCCACUGGGGAAAUGGCAAGAGAAGUUUCAGGACAAGUUAAUGGAAUCAAAAGAUAAAAGGAUGAAGGCAACGGCUGAGAUCUUAAGAAACAUGAGGAUUCUCAAGCUUCAGGGAUGGGAGAUGAAGUUUUUGUCUAAAAUUGUUGACCUUCGGAAGAAUGAGACAGAUUGGUUGAAAAAAUAUCUUUAUACUUCAGCCAUGACCACUUUUGUUUUCUGGGGAGCCCCAACGUUUGUGUCUGUGGUCACUUUCGGAACUUGCAUGCUUAUAGGGAUCCCACUUGAAUCAGGGAAGAUCGUGUCUUCACUUGCAACAUUCAGGAUACUUCAAGAACCCAUCCAUGGUCUUCCUGACCUAAUCUCAAUGAUAGCUCAGACUAAAGUUUCCCUUGACAGAAUUGCAUCCUUUCUUUGUCUGGAUGACCUGCAGAGUGAUGUUAUUGAGAGGCUUCCAGAAGGUAGUUCUGAUACAGCAAUUCAGAUUUCGGCUGGGAAUUUCUCUUGGGAUUUGUCUUCCCCUAAUCCAACACUGAAGCAAAUUAAUUUGAGGGUGUGCCGUGGCAUGAGGGUUGCUGUUUGUGGUACUGUAGGCUCAGGCAAGUCAAGCUUACUAUCUUGUAUGUUGGGAGAAGUGCCUAAGAUAUCUGGUAUCCUUAAGCUGUGUGGAACAAAGGCCUAUGUUGCUCAGUCUCCUUGGAUACAGAGUGGCAAGAUAGAAGAGAACAUCUUGUUUGGCAAGGAAAUGGACAGAGAAAGGUAUGACAGGGUCCUUGAUGCAUGUUCCUUAAAGAAGGACCUGGAGGUUCUCUCAUUUGGUGAUCAGACGGUUAUAGGUGAGCGGGGAAUCAAUUUGAGUGGUGGCCAGAAGCAAAGAAUACAGAUUGCACGUGCACUUUACCAAAACGCUGAUAUUUAUCUGUUUGAUGAUCCUUUCAGUGCUGUGGAUGCUCAUACAGGAACCCAUCUCUUUAAGGAAUGUUUGCUGGGUCUCUUGGGUACAAAGACAGUGAUUUAUGUUACACAUCAAGUAGAGUUCUUACCUGUUGCUGAUCUCAUACUGGUCAUGAAAGAUGGAAGGAUUACACAGGCUGGAAAGUACAAUGAAAUUCUUAACUCUGGAACUGAUUUUAUGGAACUUGUGGAUGCACAUAAGAAAGCUUUGUUAGCACUCAAUUCUGUAGACAGUGGUAAUAUUGGUGGUACUUCUGAACUAGUAGAAAAAGAAGAAAACAAAGGUGGCCAAAAUUGUACAGCAGAGGAGAUAAAUGGGCCAAAAGGUCAGCUUGUUCAAGAAGAGGAGAGAGAGAAAGGUAAAGUUGGGUUAUCAGUUUAUUGGAAAUACAUCAGGACAGCAUACGGGGGAGCUCUUGUGCCAUUUAUAUUGCUGUCACAGAUUCUCUUUCAGCUGCUUCAGAUUGGAAGCAAUUAUUGGAUGGCUUGGGCAAGUCCCGUGUCAGCUGAUGUGAAACCUGCAGUUAGAGGUUCUACUAUCAUAAUUGUUUAUGUAGCUUUGGCUAUUGGAAGUUCUUUCUGCGUCCUUUCCAGAGCCAUGCUUCUUGUAACAGCUGGUUACAAGACAGCUACUAUACUCUUCAAUAAAAUGCAUUUGUGCGUUUUCCGUGCCCCGAUGUCAUUCUUUGAUGCUACCCCAAGUGGACGAAUUCUAAACAGAGCUUCUACAGACCAAAGUACCAUCGAUAUAAGCAUUGCAAAGAGAGUUGGAGCAUUUGCCUUUUCACUGAUUCAGCUCCUGGGAAUUAUUGCAGUUAUGUCACAGAUUGCAUGGCAGGUUUUCGUUGUCUUUAUUCCUGUGAUUGCAACCUGCAUCUGGUAUCAGCAAUAUUACAUACCUUCAGGACGAGAACUGGUAAGAUUGGCUGGAGUAUGCAUAGCUCCGGUAAUACAACAUUUUUCUGAAACUAUAGCAGGAUCUAUGACCAUCAGGGGCUUUGAUCAAGAAUCUAGAUUCAGGGACACAAACAUGAAAUUGAUAGAUGGGUAUAUGCGGCCCAACUUCAACAUUGCUGGUGCAAUGCAAUGGCUAUGCUUCCGCUUGGAUAUGCUAUCUUCUGUUACAUUUGCCUUCUCUUUGGUUUUCUUAAUCUCUGUUCCAGAGGGAGUAAUUGAUCCUGGUAUUGCGGGCCUAGCAGUGAUAUAUGGAUUUAGUUUGAACAUGUUACAAGCUUGGGUAAUAUGGAAUCUUUGCAAUAUGGAGAAUAAAAUCAUAGCAGUUGAGAGAUUACUUCAAUACACUUCCAUUCCAAGUGAGCCUCCUCUUGUCAUAGAAGAAAACAGGCCAGCAUGUUGUUGGCCUUCACAUGGACAAGUUGAUAUUCAGGAUUUGCAGGUCCGCUAUGCCCCACACAUGCCACUUGUAUUGAGAGGUCUCACAUGCACUUUCCCAGGAGGGAUGAAGACUGGCAUAGUAGGACGCACUGGCAGUGGUAAAUCAACCCUCAUACAGACCCUCUUUCGAAUUGUUGAACCUCUCGCUGGUCAGAUUAUGAUAGAUGGUACCAACAUCUCUUCCAUUGGACUACAUGAUUUGCGGUCCAGAUUAAGCAUUAUCCCUCAGGAUCCAACCAUGUUUGAAGGGACUGUACGGAGCAACCUUGACCCACUUGAAGAGUACUCAGAUGAACAGAUUUGGGAGGCUCUGGAUAAGUGCCAGCUUGGAGAUGAAGUCAGGAAAAAAGAAGGAAAGCUAGAUACUGCAGUUAUUGAGAAUGGAGAGAAUUGGAGCAUGGGUCAGAGGCAAUUGGUUUGUCUUGGCCGAGUUCUACUCAAGAAAAGCAAGGUCUUGGUGCUUGAUGAAGCUACUGCAUCAGUUGAUACAGCCACAGAUAAUCUGAUUCAGCAAACCCUUAGACAACACUUUGUCGAUUCGACAGUCAUAACCAUUGCACAUCGAAUUACUUCUGUUCUUGAUAGUGAUAUGGUUCUACUUCUGGAUCAUGGGCUUAUUGAGGAAUACGAUACCCCCACCAGAUUGCUACAGAACAAGUCGACAUCUUUUGCAAAGCUUGUAGCAGAGUACACCGUGAGGUCAAAUUAUAGUCUUGAAAAUGCGGGUGAUAUCUGAACUAGCGUAGGUUUUAGAAAGAAGUGUUGGAAGCAACAACCAAAAACUAUAUGUGAGACUACGAAAAAUGUCUACUCUUAUUGAAUGAUCAAUGCAACAUUUAUACACAA
This is a messenger RNA of Vitis riparia (riverbank grape), 4719 nucleotides long. RefSeq names its product ABC transporter C family member 3-like. The transcript has 10 exons. The record is from RefSeq and is a predicted model, not a curated record. Gene Ontology annotation, cellular component: plant-type vacuole; vacuolar membrane. Bases 164 to 4609 code for a protein of 1481 amino acids. Gene Ontology annotation, molecular function: ATP hydrolysis activity; ATP binding; ABC-type transporter activity. Gene Ontology annotation, biological process: transmembrane transport. Lineage: Eukaryota; Viridiplantae; Streptophyta; Magnoliopsida; Vitales; Vitaceae.